This is a messenger RNA of Lolium perenne, 2205 nucleotides long. RefSeq names its product probable LRR receptor-like serine/threonine-protein kinase At1g63430. Gene Ontology annotation, biological process: protein phosphorylation. The record is from RefSeq and is a predicted model, not a curated record. Lineage: Eukaryota; Viridiplantae; Streptophyta; Magnoliopsida; Poales; Poaceae. Gene Ontology annotation, molecular function: protein binding; ATP binding; protein kinase activity.
GGAUACAUCAUCACUGCUUGCCGUGGCCGUUAAGUGCAACUUCCGCGGCUCCUUCUUCUACCUCGCGACCACAAACUCGAGUGAACGCACGCGGAGCUCAGAGAUUAUACCAUGUGAACGAGCUUCCUCUGCUUUAGCCUUUAGGACAACUACGAUACGCCGCCACCCCGGUAAGGUCCGACGACGAGAUGGUGAGUCUGCUCCUGGUCGUGGGGCUCGGCUGCGUGCUCCUCGCCGCGGCUUCUGAACCCGCCGCCGCCUCAGACGACGUUGCUGCGCUGCUUGCCUUCAAGAGAGACAUCUACGAAGACCCUCUCGCCAUGCUGUCGGACUGGAACUCCAGCGACACGGUUCCAUGCCAGUGGUCCGGCGUCUCGUGCUCGCCGCUCGACGGCCGCGUCGUUACUCUAGAGUUAUCAAAUUCAUCACUCAGAGGGUUCCUGGCAGCAGAGAUUGGAUCCCUCAGUUCUUUGCAGAAACUUAUACUGGAUCACAAUACACUAAUGGGCUCAAUACCAAGAGCAAUCGGCAAGCUACAGAACCUUACGGUGCUGAACCUCAGUACAAAUCAGCUUAUGGGGCCCAUUCCGAGCGAGAUCGGGGAUAUGCGGAAGAUCUCAACAAUAGACCUUCACGCGAAUCGGUUGAAUGGAGAUAUCCCCCCUGAGCUUGGCAAAUUGACAAACCUCGUGGAGCUACGGCUGAGCAAUAAUAGUCUCACGGGGACUAUUCCUGGAAGCAAUGAUUCGGUCAUGGUGACCACCAGCAGAGAAGAUCAAAUUGGUUUCUGUCAGUUAGCCCAGCUAACUGAUUUAGACCUCUCAUAUAACUUUUUGGUUGGUGAUAUCCCUACAUGCUUGAAGCAAAUGAAAGGAUCAAGCAGGGUGGGAAAUUGCUUCCAGGACAAUGACAUAAUGAACCGUCCGGUCGAGCAAUGUGAAAACAUCAACGGUACAGAUACAGACCACAUUACGGGUGGGAGUGGGGAGAAAAACAUGACACAACCACUUUGGCUUCUCAUCGUGGAGGUCGUCACAGGAGUCUCACUGCUUAGCAUACUAACACUCUGUGCCAUCGCUGGUCUCAGAAGAUGUAAAGAUAGAUCCUCUGGGGACAGCAUUCCAUGGACAAGAGCUAUAAGCUGGAAGGAGAGCACAGUGAUCUCAAUCGAUGAUGACCUGCUGGGAAACGUGCCGAAAAUGAGCCGGCAAGAGCUCGCGGAAGCUUGUGAAGACUUCAGCAACAUAAUUGGAUCGUCCCAUGAGACGGUGGUGUACAAAGGAACUAUGAAGGAUGGCCGGGAGAUCGCUGUCGUGUCACUGUCUGUUCCGGUGCACUACUGGACGAACUACGUCGAGCUAUACUUCCAGAGGGAGGUGGUAGAAAUGGCCAGACUGGAUCACGAAAACGUGGCGAAGAUGGUGGGUUACUGCAAGGAGUCUGAUCCGUUCUCGAGAAUGCUUGUCUUUGAGUACCCAGCAAAUGGGACUCUCUACGAGCAUCUUCAUGAUGGGGAAGGAUGCCAGCUCUCUUGGCCAAGAAGGGUGAAGAUAGCGCUCAGCAUCGCUCGCGUUCUCAGGCACUUGCACACCGAGUUACAGCCUCCGUUCGCUGUCGCCGCGCUCACAUCCAGUUCAGUCUACCUAACUGAAGAAUUCUCACCAAAGAUAAUUGACUUUGAGAGGUGGAGGGCUCUCGUCGCCAAACCGUUUCUCAGCUCCGGUGUCAUUGUUAAUGGCGGGCCUCUCAACAGCGUCGUGGAUGCCCGGCAAAUGCGUUUCAUGGACGUCCAGGCCAACACAUUCGCCUUCGGGGUGAUCCUGCUGGAGCUGAUAAGCGGCAGAGCCUCACUCUCCAAAGACACAGAUGACCUAGUGGAUUGGGCGAGGAAGCACUUGGACCAGCCCGAGGAGUUCAGCAAGCUCGUGGACCCGAAGCUGAAGAACGUGAACGAUGACAACCUGGGAAUCAUCUGCAACGCGGUGAACCUUUGCAUCGACGCCGAGCCGUCACGGAGGCCCUCAAUGAACAUGAUCGCGGCCAUCCUGGAGGAAGGCGUCGACAUGUCAACGGCGACCGCGCUCAGGGCUUCAUCCUUGGCAUGGGCAACGGCGGAGUUGGCCAUGUCGUAGAUGUUUGUCGCAGAUUUUUUGUGUUUUCAGGCUGUAAUUGCACAGCGGUUUGCGCAAAGAUUGGUUUUUGAUC